Messenger RNA from Dermatophagoides pteronyssinus (European house dust mite), 3600 nucleotides. It is a transcript of the gene dre4, whose product is annotated as SPT16 homolog, facilitates chromatin remodeling subunit dre4. The record is from RefSeq and is a predicted model, not a curated record. Gene Ontology annotation, cellular component: FACT complex. Gene Ontology annotation, molecular function: nucleosome binding. Lineage: Eukaryota; Metazoa; Arthropoda; Arachnida; Sarcoptiformes; Pyroglyphidae. Gene Ontology annotation, biological process: transcription elongation by RNA polymerase II.
GCUAUUCUUUUUUGGCUUGUGGUGUGUGUGUGUUUCGCCGAUAUUGUCUUUAUUUCUGUUAUCUUUUUUGUAUUCCUGAAUUUGGUCAAAUUUUUCAAAAAAACAUUUUUUACUUAAUGAUCAUUGUCAUUCGAUAAUUCUGAUCCGGUUUGUCUGUCAUUGUAAUGUGUUGUCAUAUUCAAUAAUCAUCGUUGUUGUUGUCAUCGAAAAAAAAAAAUCCAAAAUCAAUCAUGUCUCAAUCAUCAAUUUCAAUCGAUAAAGAUGCAUUUUUUCGCCGUAUUCGUUUACUGUAUAAUGCAUGGAAGAAUGGACACGAUGAAGAAUUAUAUACAAAUCUUAUGAAAUGUGAUGCAAUUAUGGUUGCCAUCGGUUUAGAGAAUGAAGUUUUGUAUUGUAAAUCAUCAGCAAUACAAACAUGGUUAUUUGGUUAUGAAAUGACCGAUGUUAUUAUGGUAUUUUGUAAACGUAAUCUAUUUAUACUGGCAUCAAAAAAGAAGGUAGAUUUUUUGAAAACAAUUGAAUCGGGUAAAGAAAAUGAAUCCGAAUCAUUACCAUCAAUAACAUUAUUAGUACGUGAUAAAACCGAUAAAGAUAGUUCAAAUUUUGAUAAAUUAUUAUCGGCUAUUGAAAAUUCUGGUACGGGAAAAAAUUUAGGUGCAUUCAUCAAGGAUAAAUUCCCCGGUGAAUUUACUGUUGAAUGGCAAAAACGUUUAGAUGGAAAAAAAUUCAAUGUUAUUGAUAUAAGUAUACCGAUUGCUUAUCUAAUGGCAGCAAAAGAUGAUUAUGAAAUAAAUCUAAUGACAAAAUCAUCAAUGUUAACAUGUGAAUUAUAUACAAAAUAUUUGAAAGAAGAACUGACACGUAUUAUUGAUGAAGAUCGUAAAGUACGACAUAUAAAAUUGACCGAAGGUGUUGAACAAGCAUCACAGAAUAAAAAAUAUAUAAAAAAUAUUGAUACAACACAAGUUGAAUUAUGUUAUCCGGCCAUCAUACAAAGUGGUGGACAAUAUAAUCUAAAAUUUUCCGCAUCAAGUGAUAAGAAUAUUUUACAUUUUGGUACAAUAACCUGUUCACUUGGUUUACGUUAUCGACAAUAUUGUUCAAAUAUUGUACGAACAUUAUUGGUUAAUCCAACGGAUGAACAGAAAAAACAUUAUGAAUUUUUAUUGACCGUACAGGAAGCUAUUUUAGAACGUUUAAGACCAGGAACCAUACUAUCGGAUGUUUAUCAAAUGGCCACAGAUAUGGUUGCAAAAUAUGAUCGAAAAUUAGUUGAAAAAUUUACUAGAAAUUGUGGUUUUAUAAUGGGUAUUGAAUUUCGUGAAAGUUCCUUGCAAAUUGCACCAAAAUCAUCAGCUAUUGUUAAACGUGGUAUGACAUUUAAUGUUAGUCUUGGAUUUGCUAAUCUUGAAAAUCAUGAAGCACAAGAUGAACAGAAUAAAAUCUAUGCAUUAUUCAUUGGUGAUACUGUUUUGGUUAAAGAUGAUAAACAAUCGGCAAUAAUAUUGACACAAAGUAAAAAGAAAUUAAAAAAUAUUGCCAUUAUAAUUCGUGAUGAUGAUGAUGAAGAAGAAGAAGAGGAAGAACAAGAUGAUAAAAUGGAUGAUGUUGUUAAAGAUGCUCUACAAUCACGUGGUGGUAGACGUACAGCUGUUAUUGAUACAAAACUUAGAUCGGAAGCAACCGAUGUUGAAAAACGUCGUCAACAUCAACGUGAAUUAGCUGUAUCGUUGAAUGAAGAAGCACGUGCACGUUUAGCACAAAAAUCCGGUCAUAAAGGUGAAGAACGUGCUAGAAAAUCAACCAUUUCAUAUCGUUCAACACAACAAAUGCCACAAGAACGUGAAAUACAAGAAUUGAAAAUUUAUGUUGAUAAACGUUUUGAAACAAUAAUUUUACCAAUAUUUGGUAUCCCGGUACCAUUUCAUAUAUCGACAAUAAAAAAUAUAUCACAAUCAAUUGAAGGUGAUUAUACUUAUUUACGUAUAAAUUUUUUUACACCUGGUACAACAAUAACCAAACAAGAAUCAUCAAUGUUUGCAUCGAAUGCAAAUCAAACAUUUUUAAAAGAAUUAACUUAUCGUUCAACUAACCUGAAAGAAGCGGGUGAAAUUUCAGCACCAUCAUCAAACCUGAAUACGGCAUUUCGUUUGAUUAAAGAAGUGCAGAAAAAAUUUAAAACACGUGAAGCAGAAGAACGUGAAAUGGAAGGUAUUGUUAAACAAGAUCAAUUGAUACUAUCGAAUUCGAAAACCAAUCCACGGCUAAAAGAUUUAUAUAUAAAACCAAAUAUUAUUGCUAAACGUAUACAUGGUACAUUGGAAGCACAUCAAAAUGGUUUUCGUUUCACUUCGAUACGUGGUGAUAAAAUUGAUAUUAUGUAUAAUAAUAUUAAACAUGCUUUUUUCCAACCAUGUGAUGGUGAAAUGUUAAUUUUGUUACAUUUUCAUUUAAAGAAUCCAAUAAUGUUUGGUAAGAAAAAACAGACCGAUGUUCAAUUUUAUACGGAAGUUGGUGAAAUAACAACCGAUCUGGGUAAACAUCAACAUAUGCAUGAUCGUGAUGAUUUAGCAGCCGAACAAGCUGAAAGAGAAAUGAGACAAAAAUUGAAAAGUGCAUUUCAAUUAUUUUGCGAUAAAGUUGAAGCAAUGACCAAACAAGAAGUUGAUUUUGAUGUACCAUUUAGAGAUCUUGGUUUUUAUGGUGUACCAAAUCGAUCGAAUGUUUUAUUACAGCCAACAUCUGGUUGUUUGGUUAAUCUUACCGAUUGGCCACCAUUCGUCAUAUCACUUGAAGAUAUUGAAUUAGUACAUUUUGAACGUGUACAAUUUCAUUUGAAAAACUUUGAUAUGGUUUUUGUAUUUAAAGAUUAUUUUCGUAAAGUAGCAACAGUAAAUUCAAUACCGAUGAACAUGUUGGAUCAUGUAAAAGAAUGGCUUAAUUCAUGUGAUAUACGUUAUACUGAAGGUAUACAAAGCUUGAAUUGGGCAAAAAUUAUGAAAACAAUUACGGAUGAUCCGGAAGAUUUUUUCGAUAAUGGUGGUUGGUCAUUUUUGGAUGCGAACGAUAGUGAUGAAGGUGAAGGUGAUGAAGAACUUGAUGAAGAAGAUGAAGUUUAUGAUCCAUCAGCAUCUGAAUUUGAUGAUAAUGAAGAAUCAGAAUCCGAAUAUUCGGAUGAAUCAAUAUCGGAAGAUGAUUCUAGUGAUGAACGUUCACUUAGUUCAAGUGAAGAAUCCGGUAAAGAUUGGUCAGAAUUGGAAGAAGAAGCAGCAAAAGCUGAUCGUAAUCUUGGUGAAUUUGUUGAUGAUUAUACGGCUAAAAAACGUAAAGUAAUGAGUAAAGGUAGCAGUGGCGGUAAAUCAGAAAAAUCAUCAUCAAAUCAUCAUCGUCCACAUCAUAAUAACAAUCAUCAUCAUUCAAAUUCAUUGAAACGUCGAUCAGAUGAUCAUCAUCAUUCGAAACAUUCAUCAUCAAAUUCACAUCCUAAUAGUAAUAAAAAACGAAAACAUUGAACAAAAAAAUAGAUUAUUAUUGGAUUAAGAUUAAGUAAACAUACGAUAUACAUACUUACUUAUACUCAAACUAAAAAGAAAAAAUGUC